This is a messenger RNA of Talaromyces stipitatus ATCC 10500, 1686 nucleotides long. RefSeq names its product DUF1295 domain protein. Lineage: Eukaryota; Fungi; Ascomycota; Eurotiomycetes; Eurotiales; Trichocomaceae. Gene Ontology annotation, cellular component: membrane. Bases 295 to 1371 code for a protein of 358 amino acids. The transcript has 2 exons. The record is from RefSeq and is a predicted model, not a curated record.
ACGGAUGGAAGCAUUAAAUGCAGCCUCAUAUCUGAGAUUUUCUACUGGAUUGCCACAUAUUUAUUGAUUCAAAGCACACACUCUAUGCGCGUCAUAUUGCUUGAAUGGAUUACGUCGUCCGUUGUCAUGGAGCUAACUUAGCUAGCUGCUGAUAUAAACAGUGGGAAUCUCCACAGCUCGCCCCAGAAAAGAACUGACAACCUACAUAAGAUUUCAAAGUCUACCACCACCACUUGCAGAGAAACUCAUAUUCUGUUCCAUUAUCCAGACUAAAUUACGAGAAAGGAAUCAAUCAUGGCGCUCCCGCUACCUCCCAUUCUAUCCCCCGAAGAGGCAGCCCAAUACGGCCGAACACUAGCACCAUACGUGUUCUCGUCGCAAAUUCUUGAAUUCCCUGCGCGCGUCGUCGAAGCCGCCAACAGCACAGAUGUACUACACAAUCUCCAAGAGCUAUAUCUAGGCACAAACCCUAUGCUAGAGGCCGUUGCGAUCGCGCUCGCUCUUUGCCCCUUUUUCGUCCUUGCCGCUGAGAUUCGCAACAAUUACUCGCAGGUGGAUUGUUGGUGGUCCCUUUUGCCGACUAUCUACAAUCUGCAUUUUUAUGCUUGGGCGUAUGGGAAUGGAUUACCGACUGAUCGGUUGCGGACUAUUGGGGUGAUUAGUGUUUUAUGGACUGUCCGCUUAACAUACAACUACUGGCGCAAAGGUGGCUACAGCUGGGGUGCCGAAGACUAUCGCUGGCCCAUAAUCCGGAAAAAAAUAAACAAUCGCUUCCUCUUCUUUGUAUUUGACGUCGUUUUCAUCUCCCUCACCCAAUCCCUCUUGUUAUGUGCCAUCACCGCACCAACCUAUGUCUUCACUCUACUCACACAACUACCCAAAACUGGCGCAACAUUCGACAUCGCCGAUCUCGUCUUCUCGCGCCUCUUGUUUUUCUACAUUCUAAUCGAGGUUGUCGCCGACGAACAACAAUGGCGCUAUCAACAAGCCAAAACUAAAUACCGUGACACCGGCAUCGUCACACAGGGAUACGACAAGGAAGACCUCGAUCGCGGCUUCGUCGUUUCGGGUCUCUGGUCCUAUAGUCGUCAUCCCAAUUUCGCCGCUGAGCAAGCUAUCUGGCUAACUCUGUACAUCUGGUCUGCGUACAAGACGAAUACCUGGCCCAAUUGGGCUGGUAUCGGUGCGUUGGGAUAUUUGGCUUUGUUUCAGGGUAGUACCUGGUUGACGGAGAGGUUGAGUUUGGGUAAAUAUCCCGAAUAUGUGGAAUAUCAGGCUCGUGUAGGCAAGUUUGUGCCGAGGUGGUCUGUGAAGGCGAGGGGACAAAAGGGUAAGGCGAAGGCUAAGAUUGAACAGAAGAAGAAGGAGUGAUUCUCAUCUGUAAUCUUCUAAGCCGCAUUGUAAAAUUGGUUCCGUUUUUGGCUUUGGGCGUAUUCUAUUUCAGUUCAAUUUGUGUUUGGUGUUGUGCGUCCGGGUUAUGUGAAUUGAACUCUUGGAUUUGUCUCAGUUUCCUGCUUGGUGUUCUACUUUUAUUAUUCUUAUGGAGUAUAUUUUUUUCGUUUCGUCCAUCCUUCUGAGAAUCAUGAUUCGUUUGCAUUGAGGAGGCUUCCCAUGACUUCAGAAAUCAACCAUAGACUGGUUAGCUAGUGAUGAGCAACCCUUCUAUAAACUUGCUCAGGUCUACUC